CCCAAAGUUAGAGUCUACUCAAUACUCAUGCUGGCUCCGUUCCAUUGAAUCUCAUUCUCAUUCUAUCCGAACAAAUGUUGAAGACAUGAAGCUAUAAUUGCAGCAGAGAGAAACAAACACAGAAUUAGCAUUUGUGCUACUCUGAGUAGACUCUUAAUCCCUCCUCACAAAAAACCUAAACCCUAAAUUCCCUUUUCUCUGUCCUCGAUCUUUCUCUCUGUCAUUUGAUUCUGAUGUCACCGCUGUGAGUUACAGGAGCAAACAACAUUAAAGUUCGUUUCUUUACCAUCUUCCUCUUUCACAGGAUACUCCAACAAACAUGGGGCUGCCACUAGUUUCUUCUGCACUAUUGGAUUUCCCUCAUAACCGUGUUUUCCCCUGCAUGGAGUUUAUGGGGUCUCACCUAUCUGCUUCUAAGUCAUAUGCUCCUGCUUUGAAGUUUAAUUGUCAACAUUUUCACAAGGUCGGAUCAACAUUGCCUGGAGUUAUACUUUGUGCUAAUCGGAAGUUCAGAGGUGAUGAAGCUGUGUGGAAACGAGAACAGUUAACCCAAAAUGUUGAUUUUCCACCAAAGUUCCCUAAGAAAAAGAAAAAACCAUACCCAAUACCCUUUAAGGAAAUCAAACAUGCUGCAAGGACUGACUGGAAACUUGCACACAUGGGAAUAGAGAAGCCUCUUGAACCUCCGAAGAAUGGAUUGCUUGUUCCAGACCUAGUUCCUGUUGCCUAUGGAGUAUUUGAUGCUUGGAAGCUUUUGAUUAAAGGUCUUUCCCAGCUCUUGCAUGUCAUUCCUGCACAUGGCUGUAGUGAAUGCUCAGAAGUUCAUGUGGCUCCAAUUGGUCACUGCAUUCUGGAUUGUGAAGGUCCUACCAGUUCACAGCGUCAUAGCUCUCAUGCAUGGGUCAAGGGUUCCAUCAACGAUAUACUUGUCCCAAUUGAGUCCUAUCAUCUCUUUGACCCCUUUGGUAGGCGCAUUAAGCAUCAAACACGGUUUGAGUAUGACCGGAUCCCAGCUGUUGUUGAGUUAUGCAUUCAAGCCGGGGUAGAUAUCCCAGAGUACCCUUCACGCCGAAGGACCAAUCCAGUACGAAUUUUAGGGAGGAAAAUACUUGACAGAGGCGGACAUAUAGAGGAACCUAAACCAUGGCGCUCAGCGGAGUCCUCUUCACUCCUUGACUUCGAUACUUACAGGGUUUGUGAGCGGUUUCCGCGUCCAUCAUUGGCAGACUUACCUAAAAUUGCUGAAGAAACACUUUAUGCAUAUGAAACUGUUCGAAAGGGUGUCAGGAAGUUGAUGAAGAAGUACACCGUGAAAGCAUGCGGUUAUUGCUCGGAAGUUCACGUCGGACCAUGGGGCCACAACGCUAAGCUUUGUGGAGCAUUCAAGCACCAGUGGCGGGAUGGGAAGCACGGUUGGCAGGACGCGACUGUGGAUGAAGUUUUUCCUCCAAAUUAUGUGUGGCAUGUUAGGGACCCGAGUGGACCUCCCUUGAGGAGUUCACUGAAGAGAUAUUAUGGUAAGACUCCAGCUGUGGUAGAAGUGUGCAUGCAAGCUGGUGCGAAGAUCUCUGAUGAGUACAAGCCCAUGAUGAGGCUUGACAUUGUAAUCCCGGAUAGUGAUGAGACAAGAAUGAUUAUUUGAUGAAAUGUCACAAAAUGCAGGAUGUCUUCUACAUGCAUAAUCUUUAAUAUGAGAAAUGCACACAAUGGCUGUCAGAAGGGGAGGCCUUGAAUACAAUCUUCAACUACAAGACAUCUGUGAGUCCUUGACUUGAUGCUAGCUUGUCAUGUAUAUAAGCAAAUAGCAAAACAAGUAGGUUAUAUCACUAAAUUUUGGUGUGUCAAUUUGUCUGUAUAAUGAUGUCAUAAACUAGUGAAAAGUUCUGUGGGAAGAUCAGUGCAUGUGUCAAUUGAUUGUAUGUUACAAUUACAAAUACAAUAUAGUCAAAUGGUUGCAUAA
Lotus japonicus is the source of this 1960-nucleotide messenger RNA. Its product is annotated as APO protein 1, chloroplastic-like. The transcript has 4 exons. The coding region runs from base 320 to 1642 and encodes 440 amino acids. Gene Ontology annotation, molecular function: RNA binding. The record is from RefSeq and is a predicted model, not a curated record. NCBI's taxonomy places the organism in Eukaryota, Viridiplantae, Streptophyta, Magnoliopsida, Fabales, Fabaceae.